This is a messenger RNA of Porites evermanni, 2804 nucleotides long. Lineage: Eukaryota; Metazoa; Cnidaria; Anthozoa; Scleractinia; Poritidae. The record is from the annotation of a GenBank genome assembly.
UCCAAUGCCUGACAGUCAGUGUCAUCAUAUCGUCAUUAUAACAUUAAUUUUGUUUGUUGUUGCACAAAAAAUUCUAACUGAGGCAAUUCAAAAAAUGUUAUUUUUUUGUUUAUUGCAGUCUUUGCCAUAAUUUAUAAGGUUAAGUAUGUAUUUUUCGUACGCCGAUCAAAAGAAAUUUUAACAGUCUUUACUACCAGUGCGUCUUCCUUGGGUUUCUUCAUACUGGAUACAAUCCUAAAUGCACUGUUUGGCAAUCAUGGUGUAGGAAUUUUGCUGUAUAAAACUGUAGACUACCACACCAUGUAUGCUGAUUUUUUUGGGAGAAGAGUGGGUAAUUCUGCUCCUAUGUAAUGUAAAUUACAUUAAUAGUCAGGAACUGCUAAUUUGUUCCUAAGAUAAAAAGCCAACAGGAGUUACAAGACUGGCCUAGUAUAACCUUACUCUUUCUCUAUGAAAAAGGAAAAACAGCAGUAUUUCAUCCCUCUAGUGGAGAGGGGUGGGUAGGGCUUUAACUAGGCUACAAGUGGCUUUAAUAGAAAUGUUUUGAUUAAGAAUUCACUUACUAAAAUAUUUUUUCUUUAUUUCUAAAUUCAUUUUCCCCCUCAUUAACUGUGGUGUGACUUUGACGGAUAAACAGCCAUGUAUUUGCUUAUUCAUAUAAUGAUUUAAAUUAGAAAGCAUAUUAUCCAUGUUUUCAUGGCUAAAAAGAGUUUUUUUUUUAAUUUUCAGCUGCAAAGUCCAUGGGUAUCAAGGCAUGGAGUCUCAUUAUCUUAACACUCCAGAAUGCAUCUCUUAUUCUAACAAUGCGUUACACACGGACACUUCCAGGGGACAUGUAUUUUGCCAGCACUGCAGUAAUGAUUACAGAAAUUGUCAAAGCCAUUUCGUCAGUGACAGUUCUCUUUGUGGAAAAACGAAGUGCAGCUGAUUUGUUGAAGUUGUUAUACUCUAUCACUAUUGGUCAUCCUAUUGAUAUGGCCAAGAUGUUGGUUCCCGCAUGCAUUUACACAGUUCAGAACAAUCUUCUUUAUGUGGCUGUUUCUAAUCUGGAUGCAGCAACCUAUCAGGUAAUGAAUUUUAUUAAGUAAAACAUGAUUUUACAUGUACUGGUAACCUUUUUUUGUUUUCAGAAAGUAUUUUAUGGCUAGGUCCAGUCAUAGGGCAUAAUAUAAAAAGAAGAUCAACAAGCUGGGAACCUCUGUCUUAACAGCUAAUUGUAUGAGAGACUAUUUACUAAGUGAUCAGCUGGAACAGGUGUUAGAGGUGAUAGCCUUUGUCCCAUUUUCUACUUCUAUUUCAGGGUUGUCACUAAGAUUUUAAGUUGCCAGGUUAAUGCCCAACACAAGUAGGCUGGGAAUCAAACGGCCAGGGGUUUCUUUUGGUUCUAUUUUUCUUCUAUUUUCCUUUGAAAGUAGCAAGGGGCCGUUUUCAUGGUAGCUGGGUGAAAUCCCCAGCCCCCGGCUAUUAAUGAUUGCCCUGUCUAUUGAAUCCAAAUGCUUCCUUUAAUUUGCUUAACCCAUUCGCUCCUAGAAAUUUUGCUGAAAAACCUCUUUUGAAACUAGACAAGGCAUUUUCUUGUCAUUUUUUAAGCCUUAAAUUUAAGAAUUAAAAUAGGUACGGCCUUUACAUGAACUUUUACUAUAAUUAAUUUGCUUUUCUUCAUUUAACAGGUGUCAUACCAGCUGAAAAUCUUAACGACGGCUAUGUUCUCGGUUGCUAUGUUAAAAAAGUCAAUCAGCAAAAUUCAGUGGCUGGCCCUGUUCAUGCUGUUUCUUGGUGUGUCUGUAGUUCAGUUGCAGCCUGUUGAUGGUCCUGUGGCACAGAGUCCUGAGGAGUCCAUUCCUACAAUAAGCCCCUCGUCACAGAGCCAGAAUCCUUUGCUGGGUCUUGCUGCUGUUGUAGCAUCAAGUUUAUGCUCUGGAUUUGCUGGUAAGUUGGUGAAAAAUGUUUAUGUUUUAUUGGCAGUAUACAGUGUUCAAAAAAAUACAGUAUGAAAAAAAGUUCGUAGUUUGAGGUAUGUAAAUUAUCAGCUAGAUUGCUAUCUUCAAGAUCUCUUAAAUAAUAUAUUAAAGAUAAUAGACACUAUUCUAAAUAAAUUAGUUUACAAAUGUUCAAAGUGGUAAUGACAGGGAAGCCUAUAUAGAAGCCAGGGGCUUACAUGUUUAUGUUGUAGUUAAUUUUUUAUCUUAGGAAAUUUUUGUUUUCAUUUUAUUUUUGGGUAUGGUAAUGUAUGCUAAUGAAGUUAAAACAAAAGAAAAAUAAAUAUUAUCUGACAUAGAAAUUAACUACAACAUAUAUUUUGUGUGUAUGGCAAAAUGAUAAUGAAACAAUAAAACAAUUUUAUUCCCUGCUUCAUUUUUUAAUCAGGUGUUUACUUUGAAAAGACUCUGAAAGGUACUCAGACCUCACUUUGGGCCAGAAACUUCCAGCUUGCCACUUUUGGCAUCAUCAUUGGCAGCAUAGGUGUAUACAUCAACAAUGGAGAUCAAAUCAAGGAAAAAGGCCUUCUUUUUGGAUACCAUAAGCUUGUGUGGCUUAUUAUUGCAAUGCAAGCAUUUGGGGGUCUUUUAGUAGGGGUUGUGGUGAAGUAUGCCGACAACAUUCUCAAAGGAUUUUCCGCAGCAGUUUCAAUAGUAGUAUCCUGUAUUGCUUCUGUUUAUUUCUUCGAGUUUAGAGUUAGUUUACCAUUUGUAUUUGGAGCUGGUUUAGUUAUGAUUGCUACGUAUUUGUAUGGGGUUGGACAAAAACAGGAUUCUAAGGAAACUGUUGUAAAUGGAACUAAAGAACACGAUAAGGUAGACUGA